Hordeum vulgare subsp. vulgare (domesticated barley) is the source of this 1371-nucleotide messenger RNA. RefSeq names its product thiamine thiazole synthase 2, chloroplastic. Bases 65 to 1120 code for a protein of 351 amino acids. Gene Ontology annotation, biological process: thiamine biosynthetic process. The record is from RefSeq and is a predicted model, not a curated record. Lineage: Eukaryota; Viridiplantae; Streptophyta; Magnoliopsida; Poales; Poaceae. The transcript has 2 exons.
AUCAUCAGUCUCCGGUCUCCACCCAUCUCAGCAAAAAAGAAGCUAGCACAGCUCCACACACACCAUGGCAGCCAUGGCCACCACCGCCUCCAGCCUCCUCAAGAGCUCCUUCUCCGGCGUCCGCCUCCCGGCGGCGGCCCGCACCCCGUCCUGCGUUGCCACCCCGCGCGCCGGCGCCAUCUGCAACUCAAUCUCCUCCUCCACUCCUCCCUAUGACCUCAACGCCUUCAAGUUCAGCCCCAUCAAGGAGUCCAUCGUAUCCCGCGAGAUGACCCGCCGCUACAUGACCGACAUGAUCACCUACGCCGACACCGACGUCGUCAUCGUCGGCGCCGGGUCCGCGGGGCUGUCCUGCGCGUACGAGCUCUCCAAGGACCCCUCCAUCAGCAUCGCCAUCAUCGAGCAGUCCGUGUCCCCCGGCGGCGGCGCGUGGCUCGGCGGACAGCUCUUCUCCGCCAUGGUCGUGCGCAAGCCGGCGCACCUCUUCCUCGACGAGCUCAACAUCGAGUACGACGAGCAGGAGGACUACGUCGUCAUCAAGCACGCCGCGCUCUUCACCUCCACCAUCAUGAGCCGCCUCCUCGCGCGCCCCAACGUCAAGCUCUUCAACGCCGUCGCCGUGGAGGACCUCAUCGUCAAGGAGAACCGCGUCGCCGGAGUCGUCACCAACUGGGCGCUCGUCUCCAUGAACCACGACACACAGUCCUGCAUGGACCCCAACGUCAUGGAGGCCAAGGUCGUGGUGAGCUCCUGCGGCCACGACGGGCCCUUCGGCGCCACCGGGGUCAAGCGGCUCCAGGACAUCGGCAUGAUCCAGGCGGUGCCCGGGAUGAAGGCGCUUGACAUGAACACGGCCGAGGACGCCAUCGUGCGCCUCACCCGCGAGGUCGUCCCGGGCAUGAUUGUCACCGGCAUGGAGGUCGCCGAGAUCGACGGUGCCCCGAGAAUGGGCCCGACCUUCGGCGCCAUGAUGAUCUCCGGCCAGAAGGCGGCGCACCUGGCGCUCAAGGCCCUCGGCCGGCCGAACGGCAUCGACGGGACGCUCAAGAACGUUACCCCGGCGCUGCACCCGGAGAUGAUCCUGGCGGCGUCCAACAACGCCGACAUCGUCGACGCCUAAGCAACGAGCUGGUGUUUGGGGGCAACAAAUCAAUAAGAUGGUUCGGUGAAACAGAGGAUGCUUAGGGACGAGGGCUUGCCUAUGUGAUUUGUCAGACUCGUGUUUAAUUCCGAUGUUAUCUUUAGUUUUCUUAUGUUAGUGUAUUUUGUUCAUGUCACUGCCCGCCAUGUGCUCUGCUCUGCUCUGCCCCAUGUCAGCUCCAUGGAUGAUGAGUCCUUCUGUAACAAGAGGGAAUAAAAAGGUUGAAUCUA